Molecule: messenger RNA, 2481 nt
Organism: Lathyrus sativus (Indian pea)
Lineage: Eukaryota; Viridiplantae; Streptophyta; Magnoliopsida; Fabales; Fabaceae
Source: the annotation of a GenBank genome assembly
AUGGGAGGUCGCGGGAGGUCACGAACUCAAAGAAAGCACUUUCGUGACAACAGAGAAAACGUUUGGAAGCGUUCCAAACCCGAUCCAGAUUCUUCCUUAUCCUCAGAUAAAACUCAAACUACUCAUUGGGCUCCUUUCGCUACUCAGAACCCUUCCUUCGAUUCAUAUUACAAGGAACAGUUAAUAGUGGAUCCACAAGAAUGGGACAAAUUCAUCACAGUUCUCAGAACACCUUUGCCUGCAUCGUUUAGAAUCAAUGCUAGUAGUCAAUUUGCUGAUGAUAUUCGUUCUCAAUUGGAGAAUGAUUUCGUGCAUUCUCUUCGAGCCGAGGUUGCCGAAGGGGGUGAGACAGAGGCUAUUCGGCCACUGCUUUGGUAUCCAGGGAACUUUGCUUGGCAUUCAAAUUUUUCACGGAUGCAGCUUAGGAAGAAUCAAACACUAGAAAGGUUCCACGAAUUCUUAAAGCUAGAAAAUGAAAUUGGAAAUAUCACAAGACAGGAAGCUGUCAGUAUGGUUCCUCCCCUAUUCUUGGAUGUGCAUUCAGACCAUUUUGUACUUGAUAUGUGUGCUGCACCAGGUUCAAAAACAUUCCAAUUGCUCGAGAUUAUACACCAAUCAACAAAAGCAGGGUCACUACCUGCCGGAAUGGUUAUAGCAAAUGAUCUUGAUGUCAAAAGAUGUAAUCUUCUCAUCCACCAAACCAAAAGAAUGUGCACGGCCAACCUAAUUGUUACUAAUCACGAAGCACAGCAUUUCCCUGGAUGCCGUUUAAAAGGGAAUCAUAAAAAAUAUGAGUUAGAUCACAAUAUUCACCAACUGUUAUUUGAUCGUGUUUUGUGUGAUGUCCCGUGUAGUGGAGAUGGUACACUUCGUAAGGCACCUGAUAUGUGGAGGAAAUGGAAUUCAGGGAUGGGACAAGCGCUUCAUAGCCUACAAAUUUUAAUUGCUAUGCGAGGUUUAUCUUUACUCAAAAUUGGUGGAAGAAUGGUUUACUCUACGUGCUCAAUGAAUCCUAUUGAAAAUGAAGCUGUGGUUGCAGAGGUUUUGCGGAGGUGUGGUGAGUCUGUCAAACUUCUUGACGUGUCUAGUGAGCUUCCACAACUAAUUCGUCGGCCAGGUCUCAAGAGUUGGAAGGUAUAUGACAAGAGCAGUUGGUUGGUCUCUUACAGUGAUGUUCCCAAGUUUCGUAGAAGUGUAAUUUUUCCCAGUAUGUUUCCUUCUGGCAAAGGAAACCAGGAUCUUGAUAAUGGUAAUUGUAAUGUUGACAUGGAAGAUGACAUUACUAGUGUAGAAAAUGGAAAAACGGAAGAUGGUAUUGAAGCACUAGAGAAUCCUGUGACAUCCGAGUCUGCUGAUGAAGUUUCGGUUUUUCCUCUAGAGCAUUGCAUGAGGAUAUUGCCUCAUGAUCAGAACACUGGGGCCUUCUUUAUUGCUGUGCUGCAGAAAGUUUCUCCUCUGCCAGCUGUUACGGAAAAACCUAGCAAACAAAUUGAUGAACAAAAUGUAGAACUAUCAAACCAGAGUCUUGAGAAUGCACAAGCACCACAGAUCAAUUCAUCUGACAGUACAAUUGAAGAAGUCGUCAAAGCAGUUCCAGAGGAAAAUAUGAUUGACAAUAUAUCCAAUACAGAAGAUUUGGAAGUUAGUCCUCUUACACGAGAAGAACAGAACUCUGAGGAAACUGAAGUGCCACAUAAUGCACAGGACAUGGCAAAGAAGGCUCCAGGCAAACGAAAGCUACAACUUCAAGGACAAUGGAGAGGUGUUGACCCUGUUGUCUUUUUUAAAGAUGAGACAAUUAUUAAUAGUAUAAGGGACUUUUAUGGGAUUGAUGAGCGUUUUCCAUUCAAUGGCCACCUUAUUACACGAAACAGUGAUACAAGUCACGUGAAAAGAAUUUACUAUGUCUCUAAGUUUGUCAAGGAUAUUCUUGAGUUGAACUUCUCAGCCGGGCAGCAACUGAAAAUAACAUCAGUUGGCAUGAAGAUGUUUGAAAGACAAACAGCACGAGAAGGUACCGAUGCACCAUGUGCUUUCAGGAUAUCAUCUGAAGGAUUGCCCCUUAUUCUCCCAUACAUAACAAAGCAAAUUAUACAGGCUUCUCCUGUGGACUUCAAGCAUCUUCUGCAGGACAAAGAUGUAAAAUUUACAGAUUUUGCUGAUGCCGAGUUUGGUAAAAGGGCAGAAAAUCUAUUGCCAGGCUGUUGCGUGAUAGUUCUGGGUAAAGAGAACAUGGUUGCUGCUACAGAGUCCCUCAAAGUUGACGAGUCAACAAUAGCCAUAGGAUGCUGGAGGGGUAGGGCAAGGUUGUCAGUGAUGGUUACUGCAAUGGACUGCCAAGAAUUGCUUGAAAGGCUUUUAAUACGUCUAGACACAGAAAAGGGAUCUUCUGGGCAUGUGGGCAAAUCCUCGAACGAUGGGCAUGUGGGCAAAUCCUCGAACGAUGUGGGAGGUGAAGCCUGUACAGAAGUUGAACAAUAA